CGGCCGCGCACUCUUUGCCCAGAGUCGACAACCCUAGCCUCCGUUCGGUCUCCAUGGUGACGCGGUCAGCUUCACCGGCUCCAGCCUAGGCCAGGCAAGUAUGGAAUUGAUGAUCAUUUCCCUCCCCCUCAUUUUUGCGACAGUUGCAGCGAAAGUCACGGCAGUUGGGUGUCAGCUGAUUUACUGCAGCGGCGGCGGUGGCGGCGGCGGCAACGGCGCCUUGCAGCCUCGGUGGGGACACGCCGGCUGGGCUCGGGUUGCGGUCCCCAAAGGUUUGCCUACGCUGAUUUGAGCACCCCACAUCCUCCCCACAGAACGUUCUCGCCUUGUCCGCCUUUGCUGGGGCACCCGCGGGCGGUGGGACAGACAACAUCGGGGCAUGAGAUGAAGCUGUGACAGGUUUGAAAACACAAUGGCAGGAAACAGCCUUGUCCUACCCAUUGUUCUUUGGGGUCGCAAAGCACCAACACAUUGCAUCUCAGCGGUACUUUUAACAGACGACGGGACCACGAUUGUAACUGGAUGCCAUGAUGGACAAAUAUGUCUCUGGGAUCUCUCAGUAGAAUUGGAAGUUAAUCCUCGAGCACUGUUGUUUGGUCACACAGCCUCAAUCACCUGUUUGUCUAAAGCUUGUGCUUCUACUGACAAACAGUAUAUUGUGAGUGCGUCUGAAAGUGGAGAGAUGUGUCUUUGGGAUGUGAAUGAUGGCAGAUGUAUUGAAUUUACAAAAUUAGCCUGCACACAUACAGGCAUACAGUUCUACCAGUUUUCUGUUGGAAAUCAGAAAGAAGGAAGGCUUCUGUGCCAUGGCCACUACCCUGAAAUCCUUGUUGUAGAUGCCACCAGCCUUGAGGUGUUAUACUCCUUAGUAUCAAAGAUCUCUCCAGACUGGAUUAGCUCCAUGAGUAUUAUUCGAUCCCAUCGAACACAAGAGGAUACUGUGGUAGCCCUUUCAGUGACGGGCAUCUUGAAAGUGUGGAUUGUCACCUCUGAAAUAAGUGGCAUGCAGGAUACUGAGCCAAUAUUUGAGGAGGAAUCCAAACCAAUUUAUUGUCAGAAUUGCCAAAGCAUUUCUUUUUGUGCAUUCACACAAAGAUCGCUUUUGGUUGUGUGCUCCAAAUAUUGGAGGGUAUUUGAUGCUGGAGAUUAUUCCUUGCUGUGUUCAGGUCCUAGUGAAAACGGACAGACGUGGACUGGAGGUGACUUUGUAUCAGCAGAUAAAGUAAUCAUUUGGACUGAAAAUGGACAAAGUUAUAUUUACAGACUACCUGCCAGUUGCCUUCCAGCUAGUGAUUCAUUCCGCAGUGAUGUAGGGAAAGCAGUUGAAAAUUUAAUUCCUCCCGUACAGCAUAGCCUCUUGGACCGAACAGAUAAAGAGUUACUAAUUUGUCCUCCGGUUACUCGGUUCUUCUACGGAUGCAGGGAACACAUCCAUAAACUCUUAAUUCAAGGUGAUUCUUCAGGAAGAUUGAAUAUUUGGAACAUAUCAGACACACCUGAUAAACAGGAAGAGCUGAAAAUGACAACCUCUAUUAGCUUGCAAGAAGCAUUUGAUAAACUGAAUCCUUGUCCUGCUGGAAUUAUAGAUCAGCUGAGCGUGAUUCCCAAUAGUAGUGAACCUCUUAAAGUCACCGCAAGCGUGUACAUCCCGGCUCACGGACGACUCGUCUGUGGCCGUGAGGACGGAAGCAUCAUUAUUGUGCCCGCCACCCAGACGGCCAUCGUGCAGCUGCUGCAAGGGGAACACAUGCUCCGCCGAGGUUGGCCACCUCACAGAACACUCCGUGGUCAUCGGAACAAAGUCACAUGUUUGCUAUAUCCUCAUCAGGUCUCAGCUCGUUAUGAUCAAAGAUACCUGAUAUCUGGAGGUGUGGAUUUUUCAGUCAUAAUUUGGGACAUAUUUUCUGGAGAAAUGAAGCACAUCUUCUGUGUGCAUGGUGGCGAGAUUACUCAACUUCUAGUUCCACCUGAAAACUGUAGUGCAAGAGUGCAGCACUGUAUCUGCUCUGUAGCCAGUGACCACUCAGUAGGACUCCUAAGUCUGCGAGAGAAAAAAUGCAUUAUGCUGGCAUCUCGUCAUCUGUUCCCCGUUCAAGUAAUCAAGUGGAGGCCUUCUGAUGAUUACCUAGUAGUGGGAUGUUCAGAUGGCUCGGUGUACGUCUGGCAAAUGGACACUGGCGCGUUGGAUCGCUGCGUGAUGGGGAUAACCGCCGUAGAGAUACUGAAUGCCUGUGAUGAAGCAGUUCCCGCUGCGGCUGACUCACUUAGUCACCCAGCCAUCAACCUCAAGCAGGCUAUGACCCGGCGUAGUCUUGCUGCUCUUAAAAACAUGGCCCAUCAUAAGCUCCAGACUCUUGCAACUAACCUCUUGGCUUCCGAGGCAUCUGACAAAGGGAAUUUACCUAAAUAUUCCCAUAACUCCCUGAUGGUUCAAGCAAUAAAGACAAACCUAACAGAUCCGGACAUACAUGUGCUUUUCUUUGAUGUGGAAGCGUUGAUUAUUCAACUCUUGACUGAAGAAGCCUCUAGGCCGAAUACCGCGCUUAUUUCCCCAGAGAAUUUGCAAAAAGCAUCUGGCAGUUCAGACAAAGGGGGCUCUUUUCUAACUGGAAAACGAGCAGCGGUUCUCUUCCAACAAGUGAAAGAAACCAUCAAAGAGAACAUAAAGGAACAUCUCCUUGAUGAUGAAGAGGAGGAUGAGGAGAUAAUGAGGCAGAGGAGGGAAGAAAGCGAUCCAGAAUACCGGGCCAGCAAAUCUAAGCCAUUGACCCUAUUAGAAUAUAAUUUAACAAUGGACACUGCAAAAUUGUUCAUGUCCUGUCUUCACGCCUGGGGUUUAAAUGAAGUUCUGGAUGAAGUUUGUCUUGAUCGCCUUGGAAUGCUGAAACCCCAUUGCACAGUAUCUUUUGGUCUCCUGUCUCGAGGAGGUCAUAUGUCAUUGAUGCUUCCUGGUUAUAAUCAGCCUGCUUGUAAACUAUCACAUGGGAAAGCGGAAGUAGGAAGGAAGCUGCCAGCAGCCGAGGGCGCAGGAAAGGGAACUUACGGAGUGUCCCGAGCCGUCACCACCCAGCAUCUACUGUCUAUCAUAUCUUUGGCAAAUACGUUAAUGAGUAUGACCAACGCAACGUUUAUUGGUGAUCAUAUGAAGAAGGGUCCUACCAGGCCACCUCGACCAAGCACCCCAGACCUUUCUAAGGCAAGGGGUUCCCCUCCAACUUCCAGUAAUAUUGUGCAAGGACAGAUUAAACAAGUUCCUGCUCCUGUCAUUUCCGCUCGGUCUGAUGCUGAUCACUCUGGCUCUGACCCUGCUUCCACUCCUGCUUUACAUACCUGUUUCUUAGUAAAUGAAGGAUGGAGUCAGUUGGCUGCUAUGCAUUGUGUUAUGCUGCCAGACCUGCUGGGAUUGGACAAGUUUAGGCCUCCACUUCUAGAGAUGCUGGCUCGGAGAUGGCAAGAUCGAUGCUUGGAGGUCAGAGAAGCCGCGCAGGCCCUGCUUCUAGCUGAACUGAGAAGAAUUGAGCAAGCGGGACGGAAGGAAGCCAUUGAUGCCUGGGCCCCGUACUUACCUCAGUAUAUGGACCAUGUCAUAUCACCUGGAGUCUCAGCAGAAGCCAUGCAGACUGUCAGCACUGCUCCUGAUGCCCUGGGGCCAGAAGCCAAAGUCCAGGAAGAAGAGCAUGACCUUGCAGAUGAUGACAUCACAACCGGUUGCUUAUCAAGUAUCCCACAAAUGAAAAAGAUUUCCACAUCUUAUGAGGAAAGACGGAAGCAAGCUACUGCUAUUGUUUUACUAGGAGUCAUAGGAGCUGAAUUUGGUGCUGAAAUUGAACCUCCCAAAUUGUUGACCAGACCGCGAAGCUCUAGCCAGAUUCCUGAGGGAUUUGGCUUGACUAGUGGUGGAUCCAACUACUCACUGGCCAGACACACUUGUAAGGCGCUGACAUUUCUACUGUUGCAGCCCCCGAGCCCCAAACUGCCCCCCCACAGCACGAUCCGAAGAACAGCCAUUGAUCUGAUUGGCCGUGGCUUCACAGUCUGGGAGCCUUACAUGGACGUGUCUGCAGUCCUCAUGGGGCUUCUCGAACUUUGUGCUGAUGCCGAGAAACAGCUCGCCAACAUCACAAUGGGGCUGCCUCUUAGCCCGGCUGCUGACUCCGCCCGCUCUGCGAGGCACGCCCUCUCGCUCAUUGCCACUGCCAGACCACCCGCCUUCAUCACAACUAUCGCCAAAGAGGUGCACAGACACACAGCUCUUGCAGCAAAUACCCAGUCACAGCAGAGCGUGCACACAACAGCUCUUGCACGAGCUAAAGGGGAAGUUCUGAGAGUCAUUGAGAUUCUUAUUGAAAAGAUGCCCACAGAUGUUGUGGAUCUUCUCGUAGAGGUUAUGGACAUCAUUAUGUACUGCCUUGAAGGAUCUUUAGUUAAAAAGAAAGGUCUUCAAGAAUGUUUCCCAGCCAUCUGCAGGUUCUACAUGGUCAGCUAUUAUGAGCGGAAUCACAGAAUAGCCGUUGGAGCUCGCCACGGUUCAGUGGCCCUGUACGACAUCCGGACUGGAAAAUGUCAGACGAUCCAUGGACACAAGGGACCAAUCACUGCAGUGGCCUUUGCUCCUGAUGGACGAUAUCUUGCCACCUACUCAAAUACGGACAGCCACAUUUCUUUCUGGCAGAUGAACACGUCGCUGCUGGGAAGCAUCGGCAUGCUGAACUCGGCCCCUCAGCUGCGCUGCAUCAAAACCUACCAGGUGCCGCCCGUGCAGCCCGCCUCGCCCGGCUCGCACAACGCCCUCCGCCUGGCCCGGCUCAUCUGGACGUCCAACCGCAACGUCAUCCUCAUGGCCCACGACGGGAAGGAACAUCGCUUCAUGGUCUAGCGCUGGGGGCCGCUGCCCUGACCGCAUCCGAGCCCUGUCCACUCUGGAGGCCGAGACUCCUCUGUCCUUACUCACCCGGAUCGUUCCUCAGUGCCUGCCACGCCGGUGUCACCCCGGGGCGCGGCCGAGGCUGUGUCACCUCCACACAGUCCUCGGGGGGCGGACCCCCCCGCCCGUGUCGUGUCCCCUGUGAUCCAGAGGCAUGCACACCCCGCCCUGCAGGAGCGGCCCUUGUGUGGACAUUAGGUCGUUUUCCCCCCUGGGGGGUGGGGGGUGCCCGCGGUCCCUAGGAGCACCCCUGUGGCUUGGUGCACCAGAAGUCUCCACAGAAGCACUGUGAUUGCAUUCCCAGCCCAGAUCAGCAUGUUCCUAGAGCUAAACCCCACCUUGAAGUGCUGCUUGACCCUGGUCGUUUGACAUUGGGUUUUGACGUAACGUGGCAGUCCUAAUUAGCGAAGUUAUUUCCCUUUGGAUUUCCUAAAAUACAUUGUUUACCAAAAAGAUUCUGUGUUUACAUGGUUGGGUGUUUUUUUUUUCUUUUUUUUUGCCCCAUGAUUGCUAGGAAGCUCUUCAAUCCAGUUUCCUAGGGUUUAACCCCUUGCUUCUUGAUUAACACCUAACAGAUUUGAGAUCAUUGAGAAAAUAUAUUUAAAAAAAGAAAAUACAGAAAAAAAAAGUUUCCCAGACAGCCUUCUAAAAUGCCCAUAUCCUGCUUAAUAAUAUAUUUAGUAGUUUAAAAUAAAAAUCAUCACUAUUUAUGAUCUAGUUAAUAUAAUUAUCCAGUCACUAUAAUCUCUUAAAUGGACUUUUAUAAUAAAGAAUCGAGUUUGGAAGCAUAGCAUAUACCUAAAUAAGAAGUCCCUUGUGUCUGUUACUAGAGGUCCUUUCAAGAAAGACCUUACCCCUUCCCUCCAGAAACCUUACAGACCCACAGUUCCCAUGCCUACGACCUACGUCAGUUAUCAUGUAAUAGUUACAAUUCAGCCUUUGAACUGAUCAAUUAAAGGAAAACUAAGACAGCAUUUCUUUUACACAAGUAUCCUAGAAAAAUGGUACCCAAGACAUAAGCAUUCAGGAGUAUGUAGAAAAUGUGAGGGCUCUCAAAUAAUUUGAGCAAACAUUGCAAUGAGAGUGUUCAUUACACUUCCAAGUAAGCUUUAAGUGGGUUGCUCUCUUCUUAUGUCAAAUUAUGCUGAUUCUCAGUAAUGGAAAAAAAAAUCCACAAAAUAAUAUUUUGUAUGAAUUGCUCCUAACAAAUCUUGAUCUGUACAUAGCUGGGGAUUUGGUUGUUUGGUUGGUUGUUGAUUGGUUGGUUAGGUGGGCACAAUGGUUUAUUAAGUGCAAACACAGAAAAUGAUUUAUUCACAGAAAAGAUGCGAAGUUUACAGAGGAACCAAAAUGAUAAUGGGAGCAUUUAAUUGGAAAAGCGUAUAUUGUCAGAGUUUAUGUAACCUAGGGGGAAAACAAAAGGAUCACAGUCCAGGAACAGAUACAUCUGUUACUGAAACAGAUUUUUAAAGAACAUGUUAAGAAAUUAAGACCACCGGAACGUCUCUUUCCUAUUGAUACGAAGUACGUUAUUUCCAUUGGUGGCAAACCUCUCCUGUUCGUUGGUUUUAGACUUUGGGUGUUCUUUCAAAAGUGAAUUUAUGCCACAUGCAUGUACAUUGUAUUUAUAAAGAUUAUAUAUGUAGUUUCCAAGGAAGAAACAAAGAACUAUAUACAGCGUAGGCUCUAUUUGUCUGGUGAAUAUGCUGUUGUGUUCGAUAUAGAUAGAGAAACCUGAGGUAAACAAAAGGGGCACAUGGUUUUUCCAGCGGGCUCCUGAGUCUUCUCGAUACCCAGCACGUGUUUACUUGGUAAACUUAAAUAGGGACUAAUUUAUUCUAGACUACAAAGUUGUUUUGGAAUGAUGAAGUAAAAGUAUAGAGAGAUUUGUAAAACAAAAUGCACUGGGGAAAAGAUGUGAGAUGGUAGGCAGGCCACCAAAUACACGAUGGACCGCUCCGCAGAAAUCUGGAACAAAGCAGAGCCGUGAGGGCCUGGGGUAAAAACAAUCUGGGCAGUGAGCAUGGGCCAGCCUGUCCCACAUUCUGCCUGCAAGGACAGCCAACAUCAUUGGCCAGUAGAACAUCACUCUUACAAAACUUGGGUGGAUGAUGUUGGAUGGCUCGACAUCUCUAACUGCUGAGUGAAUAUUUGCAUUCUUGUUAACACAGAUCUCCCCUUGGCUAUUUUGACAACUCUAGUCCCAGAUUUCAUCACAGCUUAGACUUCUCAGCACCGAGGUAAACUUUGUAUCGUCAUCCCAGUGUAUGCUUUUUAGUGUUGUAUUGAUUUCGGUGGCACUGUAUUUGGACCCAUCCUUGUACGUGUGGAGACAUACGUGGCUUCACUGGUAGUUUAAAAUGCAGUGAUUGAACUGUGUACAGCGAGUGAAUUAAAAUGUCUGCCUCUCAAGACAUUGCCACUUAAUAGAUCCUAUAUGUGCUGAACGCCCCUGUGUACAUAUGUGUGUUAAAUAAAACUGAAUUGUACUGAA
Molecule: messenger RNA, 7418 nt
Organism: Prionailurus viverrinus (fishing cat)
Lineage: Eukaryota; Metazoa; Chordata; Mammalia; Carnivora; Felidae
Gene: WDR7
Product: WD repeat domain 7
Exons: 28
Coding region: 413-4876 (1487 amino acids)
Cellular component (GO): cytoplasm
Molecular function (GO): protein binding
Source: RefSeq, a predicted model, not a curated record